CGAGAGUUUUGAAAGGCGCUCGUUCUAGUCACGUCGCCGGUCUUACAGGACGCCAUGACCGUCCCGUCCGCGGCGGAGCUGGACUCCUUCAAGUACGGAGACCUGCAGAACUUGGCCAAGAGUCUGGGCCUCCGCGCUAACCUGAAGGCAGACAAGUUGUUAAAAUCUUUGAAAGCUCACCUCAAACUGGAAGCAAGGAAAGAAAAUAACAGUCAGGGUGAAAAGGAAACUGCAGCCUUCUUCUGUGAUGAGACUGAGACACAGAUGAGCAGUCAGGAACAAGCUGGGAAGGAGCCAGUCGUCCAUGUCACCAAAAGGAAAAGGCGCAGGCACAAGAGAGGCCACGGGAAGCCUGUCUCUCAGCAGGAUCAUUCCAAGAUACAAAUAAGUGAUCCUACUACAUUCCAGAAUGAGGAAAAGCAGGAUCCCAAAACUACUGCCGAAGUUUCUUCUCUGCCAGACCAGAGCCAAGGAGAUGGGAAUAUGGUUUCUGUAGGCCAAAGUGAAAUGAAAGGUAAGGAAGAUUUGAAGGAACCUUCAGAAAGAAAGUCUCUCUAUACAGAUGGAUUUUCCAAACUUGCAAAUAGUAAAAAAACUGCAGCUACUACUCCAAACUUUAAGAAGCUUCAUGAAGCUCAUUUUAAGGGAAUGGAGUCCAUUGAUGAAUAUAUUAAGAGAAAAAGGAAACAUUUUGAAGAGCACAACUCAUUGAAUGAACUGAAGAAGCAGCCUGGCAGUAAGGGAAAGGUAGUGACUCCAGUUCCUCCCAGAGGAAGACUCCCUGUGGCCUGCACUCCCACACAAAAGUGCCACUCUCCAGGCCAGUCCCGCAACCCUACAAGGCAGAGCGCAGUGUGUCUGAAGGGGUCAAUCAGGCGGACCACGCUCUCAGCAACCAAAAUGAACGUCAGGUUUUCAGCUGCUACUAAAGAUAACGAACAUAAGGGUUCACUGACCAAGACUCCAGCCAGAAAGUCUCCACAUGUGUCUCUAUCUGGGAUUACCCCCAAAAGCCAGGCUGUGCUCGGAACACCCAAGUUAAAGACCACCAAGGGGAAUUCUGCUUCUGUCAUUACUCCAUUCAAGUUGACAACCAUGGCAAUGAAGACUCCAGUCUCCGAUAAGAAACCAGUGUUUGAUCUGAAAGCAAGUUUGUCUCGUCCCCUCAACUAUGAGCCACACAAAGGAAAGCUGAAACCAUGGGGACACUCUAAAGAAAAUAAUUCUCUCACUGAACAUGCAAGCAGAGUCAGCGUCUAUAAGAAAUCUUACAAACAGCCUCCUCUCCAAACCCGGGAAGAGCAACGGAAAAAGCGUGAGCAAGAACGAAAGGAGAAGAAAGAAAAGGUGUUGGGUGCCCGAAGGGGCCUCAAUAUGAUUAAAAACAACUAAUUUUUUAAUGUCUGGUUAAUAUUUCUUCAUUCCUGUUUUUCUUUGUAAAUAUUUUUCUACUGUCCCCCCUUCAUUAGUCAGAAGCUCUUGUUUCCCUGUUGACUUUUAUCUGUUAUCUAUGUACUGUCCCUGGGUUCUUCAGGUCCAAUAGCUCUGAAAAUUAUCAUCUUAAAGCUCAAAAAUUCACUAGGCAUGGGUGGCUUACGCCUGUAAUCUUACCUACAUAGAGGCUGAGAUCCAAGUAUCAUGGUUUAGAGCCAGCUGUGCAGGA
Molecule: messenger RNA, 1663 nt
Organism: Dipodomys spectabilis (banner-tailed kangaroo rat)
Lineage: Eukaryota; Metazoa; Chordata; Mammalia; Rodentia; Heteromyidae
Gene: Nusap1
Product: nucleolar and spindle associated protein 1
Exons: 11
Coding region: 55-1392 (445 amino acids)
Biological process (GO): mitotic cytokinesis; establishment of mitotic spindle localization; mitotic chromosome condensation
Cellular component (GO): mitotic spindle; microtubule; nucleolus
Molecular function (GO): microtubule binding
Source: RefSeq, a predicted model, not a curated record